Molecule: messenger RNA, 1002 nt
Organism: Mucor mucedo
Lineage: Eukaryota; Fungi; Mucoromycota; Mucoromycetes; Mucorales; Mucoraceae
Exons: 2
Coding region: 91-1002 (303 amino acids)
Source: RefSeq, a predicted model, not a curated record
AAUCUAAGCAGACAGCCUUCCUUAUCCUCCACUGAUGAUUAUUCUUUGGGCGCCACUGAUGAUAUUGUAUCGUCCUUGGUAGAGCAGGCAAUGUGGCCUUCAUCCAAUAACGAACAAAGCAUGCACCCUUUAGACCCCACCAUGUUUCUGAACUCUUGGGAUCCAAAUGGCUUUCCUGCUCAUUUGAAUUCUGACGAUUGGGAUCUUGGCAUGCAUCCUCAAGAUUCCACCCUUAUGAACGAUAUACACAAGCAAUCAACUUACACACUGUCUGGGAUGCCACCCACACCUCCUGUACAUAACUACAAUUAUGCUAGUAACACGACGACGGUAACCGUGAGCGAUUUUGGCUACGGUCACAAUGCUUUUAUGGGAAAUUCUGCUAUGAACAUGUCCACUCCCAACAGUAUCACACCUCCCUUGACAAAUUACUAUCCAUCUCGUCAUAGUCUACCUACAACCAGCAGCAGUAAAAAAUACGGUAAAAUGUUAAAUGGCAGACGAUGUUCAGCCGAAACCACUCGCUAUGGUAGACGGGCAUCUUCACAUCCUUCCGUAGCCUCCGUGGUCUCUUUAACAGCGCAUGAACCCGUCUCCAAAAUAGUGGACGGUAUUGAAUAUAUCACAUUUUUAUAUUCGCAUGAUCGACUUGUCAAAGAAUAUACGGUGCGCACAGAUGUCGAUCACGUCAAUCUGGAUGAUAUCUCGAUGGAUUUCCGUACACAAAAUGCCAUUUAUCCUAGAGCUAAUGUUGAUAGAUCCGAAUACGAUGGUAACCGCUGGGAUUAUGAAACGACGUGCAACCAGUUGGGUUGGAAACUCUGUUGGUUAAACAAGGAACAAUUGUUUGGUAGACGAGGUCUUAUUCAACGCGCCGUUGAUUCAUAUCGCAACAGACAUGCCGAGAUGCGAUCUCGCAGGGUCACUCGUCAAGAAAAAGUUGCUAACGGCACUUUACGCAAGCGUCGAUCAAAAAAAGCAUUAAAUCAAAACAUAUUGUAA